This is a messenger RNA of Cygnus olor (mute swan), 4186 nucleotides long. RefSeq names its product mutS homolog 6 (gene MSH6). The transcript is spliced from 10 exons. The coding region runs from base 55 to 4098 and encodes 1347 amino acids. Lineage: Eukaryota; Metazoa; Chordata; Aves; Anseriformes; Anatidae. Gene Ontology annotation, cellular component: MutSalpha complex; nucleus. Gene Ontology annotation, biological process: mismatch repair. The record is from RefSeq and is a predicted model, not a curated record. Gene Ontology annotation, molecular function: ATP binding; mismatched DNA binding; ATP-dependent DNA damage sensor activity.
GCGCGCGCGGGCGCUGUUGGCGCGCUGUCGGCGGGCAGCGCUUCCCGGCCGGCCAUGUCGCGACAGAGCACCCUGCUCAGCUUCUUCCCUAGGGCGCGGGCGACGCCACCGGCAGCGCCACCGGCAGCGGGCGGCGUGGAGACGCGGCGCCGCGCUGCGCGGGAGCAGGAUGGCCGCCAGGCCGCCGCCGCCGCCGUGCCCCCGAGCCCCGCGGCCCGCUGCGGCGAGGCGGCCGAGAAGGGGCGGCGGCACGGGGCGGCCGCGGGCGUCUCCUGUGAUUAUUCGCCUGGUGACUUAGUCUGGGCCAAGAUGGAAGGUUACCCUUGGUGGCCGUGUCUCAUAUACAACCAUCCGACCGAAGGAACCAUCGUCAGAGGGAAAGGGAAAUCCACCCGUAUCCAUGUCCAGUUCUUUGACGACAGUCCCACAAGGGGCUGGGUCAGUAUUAAAUACUUGAGGCCAUAUAAAGGUUCAUCAGAUGGGGAGGCACUGAAGGGAGGUAUCUUUUAUAGUACAAAACCUGAAAUUAAAAAAGCCAUGGAGCUGGCCGACAGCGCAAUGAGUAAAGAUAAAAUUAAGCGACUCGAGCUGGCAGUAUGCAGUGAGCCUUCGGACACGGAGGAGGAGGAGGAGGAAAUGGAGCAAUCAAGUGAAAGUGCAUCAGGUGACAGUGAUGACCCGAACAGUGAGGAGGAUGUGAAGGGCAACAAGCGAUUAAUGAGCAAGGGAAGUGCCACAAAAGCCAAAAGAAGAAGAGUGUUGGAUUCUGACAGUGAUCAUGACGGUUCUGAUGUAGAGUUCAAGCCUGAUGUGAAAGAAGCAGCAAGCAGUGAGGAAGCUAGCAGUGGUGUGGAGGAAGAUGAAUCUACUGACGCAGAGACAGAUGAAGAGAGCAUUGCAGAAAGUCCCGUAAAAGUCUCUUCUAAACGAAAGAGAAGAGAUGUGAGCAAGCCUUCUAAAAGGAGCAGCUUAGAAAAUGGGCGUUCUGAAGCACCCAAGAGAGCAGCAACGGUUUCCUUGGAGGCCAAGUCUAAGCUGACAUCGUUUGCAGCACCUGAAAACUUUGAAUCUCAAGCAAAUGCUUGCAGUGGAGGAACUGGUGGCUUUGCAGUAUGGGAACAUGAGAAACUUGAUUGGCUUCAGGAAGGGAAGAAGAAAGAUGCACACAGGAGGCGACAGAGUGACCCUGAUUACGACCCAUGUACUCUGUAUGUACCUGAAGACUAUCUUAACAAAUGUACGCCAGGGAUGCGGAGAUGGUGGCAGCUGAAAAGUCAAAACUUUGAUGCAGUGAUUUUCUACAAGGUUGGAAAAUUCUAUGAGCUGUAUCACAUGGAUGCAGUCACUGGUGUGAAUGAGUUGGGCCUGAUAUUUAUGAAAGGUUCUUGGGCCCAUUCAGGUUUUCCAGAAACUGCGUUUGGCAGGUUCUCUGACGUUCUAGUGCAGAAGGGCUACAAGAUAGCCCGUGUUGAGCAAACAGAAACUCCUGAAAUGAUGGAAGCACGCUACAAGUCAAUGGCCCACCCAACGAAGUUUGACAAGGUCGUACGUCGAGAAAUCUGCAGAAUCGUUACCAAAGGCACUCAGACCUACAGCAUUCUGGAUUGUGAUCCGUCGGAGAACCAUAACAAAUACCUUCUGUGUGUUAAGGAAAAAGAAGACUCCUCUGGACAGCGUGUUUAUGGGGUCUGCUUUGUUGACACAUCAGUUGGAAAAUUUUACGUAGGCCAGUUCUCAGAUGACCGGCACUGUUCGAGGUUUAGGACUUUAGUAGCGCAUUACACUCCCGUGCAGGUACUGUUUGAGAAGGGGAACCUGUCUGUGGACACACAGAAAAUAUUGAAAGGCUCACUUGUUUGUUGCAUUCAGGAAGGCCUGAUCCCUGGUUCCCAGUUCUGGAAUGCAUCUAAAACACUAAAAGUUCUUCUUGAAGAAGAGUAUUUCAAGGAGAAACAGAACUCUGAAAACGGGUGUUCUCUGCCCUCUGUGAUCAAGUCUCUGACUUCGGAGACUGACUCGCUAGGAUUAACUCCUGGUGAAAACAGUGAGUUAGCCUUGUCAGCUCUUGGGGGAUGUGUCUUCUAUCUCAAAAAAUGUCUGAUUGAUCAGGAACUGUUAUCGCUGGCAAACUUUGAGGAGUACAUCCCUGUGGAUAUUGAUACUGCAAAAACUGUGAGUUCCAGUAGCUUCUUUGCCAAAACUGACCGGCGGAUGGUGCUGGAUGGAGUCACCCUAAUGAACUUGGAAGUUCUGCGGAAUGGAACCAACGGAACCACAGAAGGAACUUUGUUGGAAAGGAUUGAUUCCUGCUGUACGCCGUUUGGGAAGCGGCUCCUGAAACAGUGGCUCUGUGCUCCGCUCUGUAACCCAAAAUCCAUCAAUGAUCGUUUAGAUGCUGUUGAGGACCUUCUGGCAGUGCCAGACAAAAUGUCUGAAGUUAGUGAGCACCUGAAGAAACUUCCUGACCUUGAAAGGCUGCUCAGCAAAAUUCACAGUAUUGGAUCACCGCUUAAAAGUCAGAACCAUCCUGACAGCAGGGCCAUCUUUUAUGAAGAAAUCAAAUACAGCAAGAAAAAAAUUGCUGACUUCUUGUCUGCACUGGAAGGGUUUAAAGUAAUGAAUGAAAUUGUUGAUGUCAUGGAAGAAAUUGCCACUGACUUCAAAUCUAAAGUACUUAAGCAGUUAGUCACCCGCAAAGCCAAAAAUCCAGAUGGACGCUUCCCAGACUUGAGCGCGGAGCUUAAAAGGUGGGAUACUGCUUUUGAUCACAAUCAGGCUCGAAAGACAGGAGUGAUCACUCCAAAGACAGGCUUUGACCCUGAUUAUGACAAAGCACUGCAGGAUAUUAAAGCUGUUGAGGAAGAUCUCCACGCAUACCUAGAUAAGCAACGCAAACUGCUUGGCUUCAAAUCCAUGCUGUACUGGGGGGCCGGCAAAAAUCGGUACCAGAUGGAAAUACCAGAAAGCGUGAUAUCACGUAAUUUACCUGAAGAAUACGAGCUGAAGUCAACCAGGAAGGGGUAUAAACGUUACUGGACCAAAGAGAUUGAGAAGAUGCUGGCUGCCAUGGUUAAUGCCGAGGAGCGAAGAGAUGCGGCGCUAAAAGACUGUAUGAGGCGCCUGUUCUACAACUUCGAUAAAAACAGCAAGGACUGGCAGGCAGCUGUGGAAUGCAUCGCGGUGUUAGAUGUCUUGAUGUCCCUUGCUAACUACAGUCAAGAUGGUGAUGGACCUUUGUGCCGACCUGUAAUUCUACUGCCUGUGGAUAGCGCUCCUCCCUUCCUGGAACUUAAAAAUUCACGCCAUCCAUGCAUUACAAAAACCUUCUUUGGGGACGAUUUUAUUCCUAAUGACAUCAUGAUAGGCAGUAAAGAUGAAGACAGUGGUAGUGAAGCUUCCUGUGUAUUAGUAACUGGUCCAAAUAUGGGUGGCAAAUCGACACUCAUGAGACAGGCUGGUCUCCUGGUUAUAAUGGCUCAACUGGGAUGCUACGUACCUGCUGAAGUCUGCAGGCUUACACCAAUUGACAGAGUGUUUACAAGACUCGGUGCCUCAGACAGAAUUAUGUCAGGUGAAAGUACCUUCUUUGUUGAACUAAGCGAGACUUCCAGCAUUCUCCAGCACGCAACAGAGCACUCCCUUGUUCUUGUGGAUGAACUCGGUAGAGGCACAGCUACUUUUGAUGGAACAGCUAUAGCAAGUGCAGUUGUUAGAGAACUUGCAGAGAAAAUCAAGUGUCGAACCUUAUUCUCCACACACUACCACUCCCUAGUAGAGGAUUAUUCACAGAGUGUUGCUGUGCGGCUCGGUCACAUGGCAUGUAUGGUUGAAAAUGAGAGUGAAGAUCCAAGCCAGGAAACUAUUACAUUCCUGUAUAAAUUCAUCGAAGGAGCAUGUCCAAAAAGCUAUGGCUUCAAUGCAGCAAGACUUGCUAAUAUUCCAGAGGAAGUUAUUCAGAAGGGGCACAGAAAAGCAAAAGAGUUUGAAAAAAUGAUGAUAUCACUGAGACUGUUUAGGUAUCUGUGCCUGGUGGUAGAUGAUGCAACAAGUGAUGCAAAUGCAGUUCAGAAACUUAUCACUAUGAUCAAUCAGCUUUAAGAACAAAAAUGCUUUUGUACUGGCAGUUUCUCAAAAAGGUGGUAUCAGACAAAGUUAUGAUCUAAUAAACUUUAUUUUUUAAAAAUGA